Mycena citricolor is the source of this 597-nucleotide messenger RNA. NCBI's taxonomy places the organism in Eukaryota, Fungi, Basidiomycota, Agaricomycetes, Agaricales, Mycenaceae. The record is from the annotation of a GenBank genome assembly.
AUGGGUGGACUGAUUAAAUUUUUACCCGUUACUUAUUCCUUAUUAAUGGUAGGAACUAUUUCAUUAAUGGCUUUACCUUUUGUUUCGGGUUAUUAUAGUAAAGAUUUAAUAUUAGAAUUAGCUUAUAGUAAAUAUAGCUUUAGUGGAACUUAUGCUUUUGUAUUAGGUUCAUUAACUGCUUUUUUAACUGCUUUUUAUAGUUUUAGGUUAAUAAGUUUAGUUUUCUUAACUUCGCCUAAUGGGGGUAAAUUAACAUAUUUAAAUUCACACGAGUCUAGUUUUAUAAUGAUAUUACCUAUGAUUAUUUUGGGUAUAUUUAGUAUUUUUUUUGGUUAUAUCUUUUCAGAUUUAUUUGUUGGAAUUGGUACUGAUUUUUUAGCGGGAACUGCUUCUAAAGGAAGUGAUGCAUUAUUUAUACACCCUGAUAAUGUAACAUUAGUUGAGGCUGAAUUUAGUUUACCCGUAAUUAUUAAACUUUUACCUACUUUUUUAAGUAUAAUUGGAGCUUUAUUAGCCUUAUAUCUAUAUAAUAAAAAUAUUAAUUUUAUAAUAAAAUUAACUGAAACAAUAUUUAUAUCAAAAAUAUACACUUUUUAA